AUGGGCAAGGACAAAUCCGAGAAGAAAUCCAAGGACAAGAAAGAAAAGAAGGACAAGAAGGAAAAGCGGUCCGAGGUCGACGGUGUGACGAAGGUCAAGAAAGAGAAGAAGGAGAAGAAGCUCAAAGUCAAUGGCGACGUCGCAGACGCGCUAGAGGCGGAGCUCGAGAAGCCGGCCGAGAGCUCGAUUGUGAGGGUUGUCGAGGAAGAUGGCCAGGUGGGACUGAGGAGCAGCGAUAUUCCGCGCGAUGCGCUGGUGCCAUUUGCAUAUCCGCUGGCUGAGGAUGCGAAGGAGGUGAAGAAGAUUCUGAGGACGGUCAAGAAAUCCGCCAAAACGAAAACCCUCCGCCGCGGCGUAAAAGAGGUCGUCAAAGCGCUCCGCAAAUCUGCGGCCACCGCCACACCGUCGGGCGAUAUUUCGAACCCCAACGCCGUCGUUAUCCUCGCCGCCGACAUCUCCCCCAUGGACGUCAUCUCCCACAUCCCCGUCCUCUGCGAAGACCACAACGUCCCGUACAUCUACGUCAAAUCACGCGCAGAACUAGGCGAAGCGAGCGCGACGAAGAGGCCGACCAGUGUUGUUAUGGUGGCUAAGGAGCCGACGAGCAAGAAGAGCAAGGACACCAAGAAGGAGGAUGCGGAUGAAUUUGGAGAGGCGUAUAAGGACUUGGUGAAGUUGGUCGUAGCGGCGAGCAAAACUGUGAGGAAGUGA
Trematosphaeria pertusa is the source of this 711-nucleotide messenger RNA. RefSeq names its product L30e-like protein. Gene Ontology annotation, molecular function: box H/ACA snoRNA binding. Lineage: Eukaryota; Fungi; Ascomycota; Dothideomycetes; Pleosporales; Trematosphaeriaceae. The transcript has 2 exons. The record is from RefSeq and is a predicted model, not a curated record. Bases 1 to 711 code for a protein of 236 amino acids. Gene Ontology annotation, biological process: snRNA pseudouridine synthesis; ribosome biogenesis; rRNA pseudouridine synthesis. Gene Ontology annotation, cellular component: box H/ACA snoRNP complex.